Molecule: messenger RNA, 1845 nt
Organism: Heterostelium album PN500
Lineage: Eukaryota; Evosea; Eumycetozoa; Acytosteliales; Acytosteliaceae
Product: magnesium transporter CorA family protein
Exons: 5
Coding region: 1-1845 (614 amino acids)
Biological process (GO): magnesium ion transmembrane transport; intracellular magnesium ion homeostasis
Cellular component (GO): membrane
Molecular function (GO): magnesium ion transmembrane transporter activity
Source: RefSeq, a predicted model, not a curated record
AUGGAGAAGAAACCAUUGUUGGAUUUAUCUCAACUACGAUAUCGUAGUAAUAAUGCUAUAGAGCUUGAAUCUACUAAUAAUAAUAAUAAUAAUAAUAAUAAUAGCAACAACAAUAAUAAUAAUAAUAACAACAAUAAUAACAAUAAUAAUAAUCUUGCUAGUAGUCAUAAUGAUAGUAGUAUUCAUACAAAUGAAAGUAGUAAUUAUCCUUUAAAAAGUAGUGCUGAUACUGUAAAUUAUCAAGAUAUAGAGUCACAACAACCAAUAACUUAUCAAUCAAAUUAUAAUAAUAAUAAUAACAAUAACAAUAAUAAUAAUAAUAAUAAUAAUAAUAAUAAUAAUAAUAAUAAUAAUAAUAAUGGUGAUAAAUGGAAAGAUUAUGCACUUAGUCAAUCACUUACAAAUUUGUAUUCAUUCACAUCGUCAAGGAAUAAACCUCAACAACAAAUAUUGAUUAUCUCCGAAGAGAGAGAUGCCCUAUAUUCCUAUACAUUCGAUGAGUUACAAAAUUUCUUGGUUAUGUUAAACCUAAAGAAUAUGUUUGAUGUUGAAGAAGAAGAGAAGAAAGAGAAUGAUGAGAAAGAGAAAGAGGAGAAAGAAAUAGGUGGUGGUAUUCUGCAUGACGACGAUCUAGAUAUGCAACCACCACCCAAUCUGAAUGUUAAAUCAACAUCAUCGCCACUUCAAUCAUCUGUAAAGUCACCUCCUGUUCAUUUGUUAGAUGACGACACACCAAAUACAACGUCUACCACGACAACAACCACUACAAACACACCAAUUGCCACUACGGGUUCAAACAGUAGCCAAAAAGUAAGUCCGAUGGUUUUAGGAAGCGGUGGUGCUGCCGAUGAUAGGACUGGUCCUACGCUCUCUCCAACGCUGUCGCCAUCGAUUCACACCGUAAUCGACAGUGGCUACGGUAGUGAUCCAGAGGAUGAAGAUGCUUCCCUCAAAGACCUGAUCAACUGCUUCAGCAGACGACGUCUUCCCUCGCACGUUCUCAAGAGCUUACAGGCACCUUGCUGGAUCGAUCUUCAAGGAUUGACAGAGGAGCAGAUUGAGAUAGUCGGCGAGGAACUCUCUUUGCAUCCACUGACAGUCGAGCAAAUCCUUGGAAACGACAGCUCCGAGAAAUGCGAAGAGUUUCCAGACUAUCUGUUUAUCAUUUGUUCGGAGCUGGCCUACUCUGACUGCGCGGAGCUAGUCGAGAGCUUCUUUUACAUUGUGCUGUUCCGUGACUACAUUGUUGUAUUUCAUCGUGAGCCACUCGAUUGUUUUGACAACGUCAUCAAGUCUUUCCGUUAUCUUGGUACCGAACGUUCACAGCUGUCUAGCUCCGAGUGGUUACUGUUUGCAUUCUUUGACUCGAUCAACGAAGAGUACACUUCACACAGCGACAGAUUAUCAACGGAAGUAGAGAUUCUAGAUACCUUUAGUUUCCAAGAAAACAUUGAAUACGGUGAAGUCAAUCUUCGACUUGGUAGAGCAAGUCGAAAGUGUACACAUCUUUUAUUAUGUUUAUUCAUUAAAAAUGAUAUAUUAUCAGCAUUACUUCGAGAGAAUAUCAGUCAAGAGACAGAGAUGUAUUUAAACAAUGUUAAAGAUAAGAUUAUCAGACUCAAACAAAAUGUAAAAUUAACAGAAGAUCUACUUGAGAAUCUAAAGAAUGUAUUCAUUUCAAAGUUAUCAUUGAUUAUGAAUGAAGAAUCACAUUCACUAAAUAGUAGUAUGCAAAAAUUUACAUCGUUGGGUCUAAUUUUUAUGCCUAUGAAUCUGAUUGCUGUCGCAUUGGUUAUCAUUGGUGCAAUAUCAUUGUUACUAUUCAAGAAAUUCAAACUUUUAUAA